This is a messenger RNA of Drosophila teissieri, 1730 nucleotides long. Its product is annotated as kalirin. Gene Ontology annotation, biological process: axon guidance. Gene Ontology annotation, molecular function: guanyl-nucleotide exchange factor activity. Gene Ontology annotation, cellular component: cytoplasm. The record is from RefSeq and is a predicted model, not a curated record. The transcript is spliced from 7 exons. Lineage: Eukaryota; Metazoa; Arthropoda; Insecta; Diptera; Drosophilidae. The coding region runs from base 134 to 1660 and encodes 508 amino acids.
UGAUUCGCUGCGGAUCGGUAUCGUUAUAUCCGCGUUGGCCAUAUAUAGUACACGUUUUGCCAUCGAUAUGCGUCGAAUUCGGCGGCGGUUUAGUCAAUAGAAAGCUGUGUAAAAAAAAACGAAAUCAGCCAUUAUGGAGUUAGCAUUGUUCACCUUAAAUUGGUUCGAUGUGGUUUCGGUGGUGCUCACAUUUCUUGUGAUAUUCCUAGUGCAAGUUCUCAACGUCUAUUUGCAUAUACUCGACGACAAUGCCGACGAUGGCAAAUCGAUCGAUGUGGUGGACAGGGCUCCCGCGAAAGAGUGUCCAAUACUGGAGUCCCAGUCCCCCAGUUCACCCAUCGCCGUCACUCCACCGAAGUCCCUGGCAUCGGCCAACGGCAAGUUGGAGAAGCAAAUAAGUCUGCUGGACAACGAUAGCGGCAUCUCAUUGAGUUCGAUCAACACCUGUUCAACAGCCGCAGCGAACUCAUCCCCAACAUACCGAGCACCCAAUGGCUUCCACUCUUUCCCAUCGCACACGCUCAGCUUCGAGACCCUGGGCGAUGAGUACCACGAGGAUGAGGACACGUUGUCCUUGGAGAAUCUGUUUCCCUGCGAUCAAACCGAGAUCUAUGCCUCCAAGAAGAUCAGCUUCAUCAUCGACGAGCUCAUCCAGACGGAGGUGAACUAUGUGAACAACCUGAAGAAGGGUAUGCUGAACUAUGGCCAGCUGAAGGAUGUCGAGGAUCUGCCAGAGGCCCUGAGUGGCGAAACGAAGCAGCGACUGCUGCUGGGCAAUAUUGAGGAGAUUCUGGCACUGCAUGAGAAGGAGAUACUGCCGCUCAUGCUGCGCAAUCAGCGGGAUCUCAAAGGUCUAUUCGAUGAGUUUGCUGCUCAUUUCGAGAAAAAUAGCUUCUACUGCUAUGUGAGCUUCACCAUGGGCAAGAAGUCUUCUAUGCAACUGCGCCAAGAUAAUCGACUGUGGUUGCAGACAUAUCAAACCCAAAUAAAAGACAAGCUGGGCAUCGACAGCUUCCUAGUUCAGCCCAUCCAAAGACUGACCAGAUAUCCAUUGCUACUGCAGCAGUUCAUAUCGGAAUUCUACAAAAGUGGAAUUAGUUGCAAGCCAGUGCUGACGGCAGUUUGCAAGCUGGAGACGCGGAUGCGGCGCUCUCUGGAUGUGGUCAAUCAGGCCGAGGAGAUACCCAACAUCGAGGAGCUCAACGAGUUGGACCUCCUGCAGUUGGGACACUUCCGGCGUGCGACGGAGUUCGACGCCCAGCACAUUCCCAGCCGGAAGAAGUACCGCUCCAAGGUGUUCCUGUUCGAUCGCAGUCUGGUGUGCACGGAGGUGCGAAAGAAGCGCCUGGCCUACCGGCAGCACUACAACUGGGAGCACGUGGAGCUGCAGCGGCCGCUGGACUCGGUCUCGUCCAAUGCCAACAAGAUCAUCAACCUGCUGGUGAAACAGCAGGAGGGCGCUUCCAGUGGCGGCGCCAAGCGGGAGGAGUACUCCUUCGUGGCCGCGGAGGCGGCGGUGGUCAAGCAGUGGCUCCAGGCCACCCACAAGAUCAUCGAGAUCGCGCGCCACGAGCACGCCAGGCGGAACACCUUCAGCCUGCCCAUGGAUCUGGUGCUGGGCGUGGUGCUGGCCAUCUGGCUGAUAUGGCAGUACUUGUAGAAGAUAGUUCCCACCUCAAUGCAACAACCAUGUCCACAUACAUGCCCAUCUAGAUCGUAGAUAUCUAAGA